UGGUCGUCAGGACAUACAAUUGACGGAUUGCCUUGAUACAGGCCGCCGCGCUUAUUGGAGGUAUCAACGACCGAAGCGACGACAUCGUCGACCCUUUCUUGGGCGCAGAGUACCAGCCUGUCAACCCAUCGGUCCGAGCACCAUUACCAAAGUCUCACUUUCACCAAAGAGUGCAACCGCAACCUUUCGCGGCGCAUCUGCAUCAGCAACAGCAGCCAUCGCUGCGGGCCAAGGAGCCAGUACAGCCACCGUCGCAUCUUGGUUUCCGACUCCAGCAGCAACCGCAAACAUCGCAGCAACAACAACAUCCCCAUACACCUACCCCCAUCUCCACAUUACUUGCGUUCAAAAAGCAAAUCAAAACCGAUGCUGCAACCGCAGUCGACUUGCCACUACCAACAUUACCUAUGUGCGCUCUGCCACAAACGGUGCUGCCGCCCACGGCAGGACCAGAAUACCCGGCAUCCACAUUCUCAUUUUUGGACGGUGACUUUGACCUGGCGCAAGAACUUGAAGCCAUCGAGUCGAUGAAACUCGACUCGGUCAACAACGAGUUGGAUGCUGCGAUGGACUUUUGGGGCGCUAGCCCUGAGGUUACGAUGAAGACGGAGUCUAUGGACAUGCAAGUAUUCGGUGGGUUGGAGGACAUGGGAAGCAUCGCACCUCAAGAGAUCUUCUGGUCGGAGGACAUGUCGACCAUGCCUGCCAUCACUAUUCCUAAGGACCCGCAGCCCAUGCCAAUAGUCCAGCAAGCACCACCACCGGUGGCGCCGGUUGUGAAGAAUACACGCGCAAACCCCUAUGUGCAUAAGGCAUGCGUGCACUGCAAGGCUUCACAUGUGGCUUGUAACAAUGCCAGGCCGUGUCAGAGAUGCGUACGUUCGGGCAAGGCCGACACCUGCGUCGACUCCGAGCGCAAAAAGCGUGGCCGCCCAGGUUCUUCCGCAACAUCAUCCUGCGCAGCCGACCACGUCGACAAUCAAGCAACAUCAUCCUCCUCACGACCAAAGAAGCGCUCAAAGCCCAGCCCUCCACCCACCCUCUCCGCCUCAGUCUCACCAACAGCCACACCAGCAAUGUCGACAACCACCGAAGCCGACUUUGCCCAGUUGUUCGACAUGCCGGCCGGAAACAUGCAAGGUCUCGUCCCUUUAAACCUCGAGCAAUCCUCCGACCUCUUUUUGGACCAAAACCUCAUGCAACAGCAAUUCAACACCCCUGAGGCGCUGGAAGCCGCCGUCGUGGCCGCUGCGCAAGCAAUGCUGGGAGGGCUCCAGCAACAACCUCAGCUACCGGAGAAUCUCUUUGCGAUGGAUGAUGCAUCCCAGCAAUUCACUUUUGGUUAUACGCACAAUCUUCUAGGAUAGUUCAGUGGAGGGAGUCGGUCAAGCUAGGCCGGUGCCUUCCUAUCUAUUUUUGUUUGUUGCCCAUCUGUUUCCCAAAAAUGUUUUUGAGCAUACAUGUGUUUCCAAUAUCACUGGAAGCUCGACCUGUAUCAAAAUAGCAGUCAGUAAG
This is a messenger RNA of Fimicolochytrium jonesii, 1515 nucleotides long. RefSeq lists its product as uncharacterized. The coding region runs from base 408 to 1367 and encodes 319 amino acids. Gene Ontology annotation, biological process: regulation of DNA-templated transcription. The record is from RefSeq and is a predicted model, not a curated record. The transcript has 2 exons. NCBI's taxonomy places the organism in Eukaryota, Fungi, Chytridiomycota, Chytridiomycetes, Spizellomycetales, Powellomycetaceae. Gene Ontology annotation, molecular function: DNA-binding transcription factor activity, RNA polymerase II-specific; zinc ion binding.